Gossypium raimondii (Peruvian cotton) is the source of this 1941-nucleotide messenger RNA. Its product is annotated as (R)-mandelonitrile lyase-like. Gene Ontology annotation, molecular function: oxidoreductase activity, acting on CH-OH group of donors; flavin adenine dinucleotide binding. Bases 21 to 1616 code for a protein of 531 amino acids. The transcript has 3 exons. The record is from RefSeq and is a predicted model, not a curated record. Lineage: Eukaryota; Viridiplantae; Streptophyta; Magnoliopsida; Malvales; Malvaceae.
CCUUAACCCAAUGCUAAUCAAUGGAAGCAAUUAAGUUUCAAAACACUGUUCACCAUGACAGGAUUCUCAUAGCAUUUAUCUUCUUGUUUGUUGACCUGUCUUUAUGUUCUCCCUCUCAGACUCAAGGAGAACUUCCUUACAUGACCUCUGAUGUGAAAGAGGUGGCAGGUAAAUCCUUUGAUUACAUUGUUGUAGGAGGAGGCACUGCUGGGUGCCCCCUGGCAGCAACCCUUUCCGAGAAAUUCUCGGUCCUAUUGGUAGAACGAGGUGGAUCACCUUAUGGCAAUCCCUGGGUGAUGGAGAAAAGAUAUUAUGGUUUCUCAUUGAUUCAAACAGAUGAAUUUUCAUCAGUAGCACAAGACUUCAAGUCAGCUGAUGGUGUUAGGAACUGUAGAGGACGAGUACUGGGUGGAUCUUCAGCUAUAAAUGGAGGAUUCUAUAGUCGAGCUAGUGAGGAUUUUAUCGACAAGGUUGGCUGGGAUAAGGAAUUGGUUAAGGAUGCUUAUACCUGGGUGGAAUCUAAAAUAGUCUCUAUACCUGAAUUAACACCAUGGCAGACCGUUGUGGAAUUUGGCCUUCUUGAAGCUGGGAUUUUACCUUAUAAUGGCUAUAGUUUAGAACAUAUCGAAGGAACAAAGAUUGGUGGAAGUAUAUUUGAUGUAUGGGGCAUAAGACAUACCUCAGCCGAUCUUCUGAAGGCUGCAAAUCCCAAAAAUAUUGUAGUUGCUCUCAAUGCAACAGUGAAAAACAUCGUCUUCGAGGGCAACGGCAAUGCAAGUGAGACGACAGUGAAGGGCAUAAGGUUCAUAAAGAGUGAUGGCACCACGGAUCAAACAUAUGAAGCCUAUCUGAAUCAACCCAAGAAUUGUACUUCAAAUGGCGAUGUGAUAUUGUCAGCCGGGGCAUUAGGUAGCCCUCAAAUUCUAUUGUCAAGUGGCAUUGGACACCGUGAACACUUCAAGAAGUUCAGCAUCCCACAUGUGGUAAACCUGAAAGGAGUAGGGAAAAAAAUGAAAGAUAAUCCUAGUAUUGCUGUUUUGGUGGACACAAAUCCACAAAAUCGACUACCAGACCCCCCUCAAGUUUCAGGGAUUGCAAAAGACCUCAAGUUCAUAAUUGAAGGAGGUAUUAUACCGACAGGCUUCAAUGCAACGAGAAUGCCAAUAGCUGCCAAGAUUGCAUUCCCUGUAUCGGAAGGUGAACUUAAAUUAAGCAGUACUGACCCAAGGCAAAACCCUUCAGUGAAAUUCAACUAUCUAGCAGACGAAAACGACUUGGACGACUGUGCAAAUAUGGUACAUUUGCUUGAACGAGUAGCCAAGUCUGAAUCAAUUGCAUUUUACCUUGGUGUUAAACCUCAAAAUAACUUGAUGACUAGCACGGAUGGGCAAAGGAAAUUCUGCAAAGCGAAUGUGAGGACCUACUACCAUUACCAUGGAGGUUGCACGGUUGGAUCGGUAGUGGACGAUGAUUAUAAGGUUUAUGGAGUUAAAGGGUUGAGAGUUGUAGAUGGGUCAACUUUUCUGGAAUCACCAGGAACAAAUCCAAUGGCCACCCUCCUAAUGUUAGGGAGAUAUCAGGGGGUCAAAAUCUUGAGAGAAAGGGAACAUGUUUGAUGUUUUUCUUCUUUCAGUACUCCACAAAACCCUUCAUAACUCUGACAGCAAAUUCAUAUAUCUAUAUAAGAUUAAAUACCAUGCUGCUUUUGUUUUUUUUUUUUCUUUUUUUCCUGGAAUAUUCUUAAAAGCAAGAAAGAAUGGAAUAUUUCAGCGUUUGAAUCAGGCAACAGUACUCUUAUUUAGGUUAGUGCCGUAGUUGGUAUGCUAUAUUAUUUUGUUUGAUCUUAUUUGAUUAAAAUAUUAAGACUUUAGGUAAGGUUUGGUGUUUUCCAUAUAAUUUUAAUGGAAGGUAGUUUAUUGGAAUGUGAUUAGAAACUCAAAA